AUGGAUGCCGAUGUCGAUGCAGUUUGCAUCGCCGAUGACUGCGACAGUGAGGACGGUGACGCCCUCAAUGGUGAAGACAACGUGCUUUCAGAAGUGCACACGAAGCGCACUGCUGUUAACAAGAAUGAAUCAGAAGAGGAAUUAUUGCUGACUCGCGAAGCGGUUGUCCGCUUCGAUCAAGACUCUAUUGCAGAUGCAACAGACAUAUAG
Messenger RNA from Peronospora matthiolae, 210 nucleotides. The record is from the annotation of a GenBank genome assembly. NCBI's taxonomy places the organism in Eukaryota, Oomycota, Peronosporomycetes, Peronosporales, Peronosporaceae.